GUUCAGACAGGUUUUUCCUCGUUUUGAAAUCAGGUUGGACAGCUUUGAGUUGUGAAGACUUGUGUUCAAAUUGUUGCAUUGAUGAUGUUCUACAGUCCAGAGAGCAGUGAUGAAAUGGAAGCUGAUGGUGGUGCCAUGGGAGGAGCAGAGGACUCAGACCUAUACCAGACUGAAGACGAAUGUUGUACUGAACAAACCCAGAAAUGUGACACUGAAACUACUGAAGAAACUGAAGAUGAUUGUCCUGAGGACCCAAGACACCCAGGUAUCACCAGCGGCCUGGUUAAAGGAGCUCUCUCGGUUGCUGCGUCAGCUUACAAAGCUCUGUUCACUGGACAAGGACCCACACAGCCUCCCGUGGAUGCGUCCACCCAAGACACCAUGAUGGCGGUGCUGGUGGAGAUGGGUUUUGGGGAUCGACCGCUCAACCAGAAAUUGCUGAAGAAACACAACUUCAACCUGCUGGACGUGGUCAACGAGCUUGUCCAACUUACCGACAAUGACUGGUACGCCACUCGUUACUGACAUCAGCGUGAAGAUGUGACAAUGGCAAAAGUGGCACAGAAUAUGGAUGGAAUCGGAGGAAACACUGCGGGGAGGCUUUGACCAUAUAAGGAAACAUUCCAGUGGGCUCUGGGACAAGUCACAUGUUCACUACAUGUAGUCUUUAAGGUGACAGGCCGGUCGCUUCAUUUAACAACGAAAACAAAGGAGCUGCAUUGAGCAUUUUGAAUGUCUCACAUUCCAACAUUUUAAGUCAUCCCACUGCACCUGCCAAAGUGGGCGUCGGCACUUUGUCACCAUUCAGCCUAAUGGGAUUUGCUUCAUUACGUCACUCAUUCAUUCACUUAUUUUAUUUUAAAUACUAGUAAUCCAAAUUAUUACAAAAAACGGGAACGACCAGAUGCUACUCCACCAGUUUCGUUAUUAUUAUUUUAUAACGAAGCACGAUGGAGCACUUUUGAACACUUCUGCCCAUCACUCAGAAAGGCAGGUGUAUUUUAAUCCAAAUGAAAGUGCACGUGUGUCACAGCCGCCCAUCAACCAACAUCAGCAAAGUGCAUCCAGACAUGUUUCACACAUCAA
Thalassophryne amazonica is the source of this 1086-nucleotide messenger RNA. Its product is annotated as next to BRCA1 gene 1 protein-like. Lineage: Eukaryota; Metazoa; Chordata; Actinopteri; Batrachoidiformes; Batrachoididae. Gene Ontology annotation, cellular component: phagophore assembly site. Gene Ontology annotation, biological process: macroautophagy. The record is from RefSeq and is a predicted model, not a curated record. The transcript is spliced from 4 exons. Gene Ontology annotation, molecular function: ubiquitin binding. Bases 82 to 525 code for a protein of 147 amino acids.